AUGCUUCCCUCAACUGCUCCGUCUGUUGCAGACGAAACCGCCACUACCAGCCGAAAGCGUGGGAACCAAACCAGAGUCUCCGCAAAUCCGAAAAUGGAGGAGUUCCUCAAAAGCUGGCGACAGGAUGCAUUGAAUAAGCACCAAUAUGAUGCUGCGAUAUUCAUUGGAGAUAAACUGUUAGCUUUAACAGGCGACCCAAAAGACGCAUUCUGGCUUGCACAAGUGCACUUCAGCACAGGUCAUUACAAUAGGGCCCAGAGCUUCUUAACGCGAAAUGAUCUUAUCACUCGAUCCACCUCAUGUCGCUACCUUGCUGCCCUAUGUUUGAUCAAACAAUCAAAAUACGACGAAGCUCUCAAUGUCCUUGGCGAUAAGAACCCUACCCAUCUAGUCUCAGGCUCUUCAUCUUCUAUAGCUAGCCGACGUCGUGCGCCUUCUAAAAGUAGUAAGGAUCGAGAUGAUCCGGGCAGCAACAUCAAGUUUGAGGCCGCAAUGUGUUAUCUGCGAGGGCUCGUAUAUGCUAAGCAGAAUGCAUUUGAUAAGGCGAAGGAAUGCUACAAGCUUGCAGUUCUCAUAGAUGUGAAAUGCUUUGAAGCUUUUGACCAAUUGAUGAAAAAUUCACUCAUGUCACCUGAUGAGGAAUGGUCAUUUUUGGAGUCUCUGGAUUUUGAAGGCAUCAACUCUGAUGGCGAGGAACCCGGCCAACAAGCUGAAUUUGUAAAAAUGCUUUACACUACACGUUUGAGCAAAUACAAGAAUCCUAUGUCCUUCAACAAUGCUACGGAAACUCUUGCAGAGAGGUACAACCUUCGACAGAACGCUGACUUGAUCCUUUCCCGGGCAGAGCUUCUAUUCACUCAAUGCAGAUUUAAGGAAUGCCUGUCUCUUUGUGAAAACGUUAUUGAAGAUGACAACUAUAACUUUGCUGUUUACCCUCUCUAUCUUGCUUGUCUACAUGAGUUAAAUAUGAAAAACAAGCUUUUCCUCAUAUCUCAUGACAUGGCCGACAAUUACCCCGAAGAGCCCGUAACCUGGCUGGCCGUCGGUGUCUAUUACCUGACUACUGGAAAGAUUGCUGAGGCACGUCGUUUUUUCUCUAAAGCUUCAAUGAUGGAUCCACAUUUUGGACCUGCGUGGAUUGGAUUUGCGCAUACGUUCGCAGCUGAGGGAGAACACGACCAGGCAAUCUCAGCCUAUUCUACCGCUGCGCGACUAUUUCAAGGAACUCAUCUUCCGCAGCUUUUCCUGGGAAUGCAACAUCUUCAACUAAACAAUAUUACCCUUGCCGACGAAUAUCUUAACAACGCCUUUAUAUUAUGCAAAUCAGACCCUCUCUUACUAAACGAGCUCGGUGUCGUGUUCUACCACAAAGAACAUCUUAAGGAGUCAAUCCAACUGUUUACCAAAGCCCUUGAAAUUGCCGACGAAAUAGAGAGCGAUCCAAAGGCAUGGAUUGCUACCAGGGCGAACUUGGGACAUGCUUAUAGGAGAUUAGAGUUAUUUGACAAGGCCCUCGAGGCAUUUGAAGAAGUAACGAGGUCCGGCGAAGGGAGAGAUGCAAACAUAUAUAGUGCGGUGGGACUUUGCCAAUUACAGCUUGGGAGGCCUUGGGAUGCGGUAGUUAGUCUACAUGAGGCGUUGGCUAUAUCCCCACAGGACCCUAUAGCAACUGAACUUCUAGAGAAGGCACUCAAGGAAAACGCCAACACGGAUGCACUAUUCCAGGCCACUCUUCUUGCGGAUGGCGAAAUUGUUGUGCAAGCUGCCAGUGGCGGCCAUCGAUAUGGUGGGGACGGCGGUGAGUCAAGCACUCGCAGUAGCAGGAGAGGAGGCACAGCUUCUGGGGAGAGGAGAAGAUUGGGCGACGUUACGAGCAAUUACCAGGAAGUUGGUGGGGAGAGUAUGGAUCUCAGCGAUGAGGAGCUGUAA
Molecule: messenger RNA, 1929 nt
Organism: Morchella sextelata
Lineage: Eukaryota; Fungi; Ascomycota; Pezizomycetes; Pezizales; Morchellaceae
Exons: 4
Coding region: 1-1929 (642 amino acids)
Biological process (GO): cell division
Molecular function (GO): protein binding
Source: RefSeq, a predicted model, not a curated record